UUUAUUAUCCAUAAUUCAAAACUGUAAAGUAAUAUUUACCGUAUAAAAUUAAAUAAUAUUGUUAAAAUUAUUAACUGAAUGAAAAAAGUGCUGAUAUCGGUUUUUCACCUUAAUUAUAUUGUCAACGAUAAAUUAUUGUCAAUAUAUAAAAUACUCGCGCCAGUAUUUGACAAUUGACAAAAAUUUUCAAUAUUGUUUAUCAGCUGAUUUUUACAAUUUAGUAAAAACACCCUGAACGUGGUUAUAUAUCAAAUUGUAUAAAGAACUAUAAAUGUCGAGCUGUCACAACAACUUAAAACGUUAUAAUAUGAUUAAAAGGAAAAAUAUGAUUUUAAUUUUUUUUAAUCAUACACAUAAUAAGCUUUCAGUUUUCUGCUACUGAAUAUAUUUAAAAAAAUUUGCUCGUAUUUUAUAUUAUACAUUAAAACACAGUCUUCUUGAUUUGUGCAAAAUAUUACAAGUUAAUCUAUAUUUCAUUGUUGGUGUUUUUGUACUGUAACUUUUAUAAUAUAUAUAAAAAUGGGCAAAUUUUAUUAUUUCAUAGAUUUCGAUAUUUUGACUGACCCUUAUUAGUAUUGAUUUUGGAAUCCUAUAAAUUUGUAUUUAUUUACCUGACUGACAAAGAACGAGAUAUCAGAUGAUGGCCAAUUACCUAGAACCAUAUGUCCAGGAUGUACAAUUCAGUUGGAAGCCACAGUGGAAUUCUUAAAUCUUAUUGCGAAAGGCCAGAAAAUAAUACGAGAGCUACAUCAGAGAGAAAAAGAUUAUAAGAAAUCAUUAUGCAAUGGUAACACCAAAGCACCUGAGAUUAUUACUGAAAACAUUGUGUAUGAAAUAAACACAAGUAAUGGAAUGUACCAAGUGGAACAUCCAAUUGCUUUGCAAAUUGCUGGCUUGGAGAAACCCAAACGUAAACGUGGGCGGCCACCCAAAAAGCCCAAAAGCACUGAAGAAUUGCCAGAAGAAGAACCCGUGGUAUUGCAAAAUCUUGAUUCAGCUAAUAAUUCAAAAGAAGAACCAACACCUGGAAAGCGACGACGGAAAACGCCGACUAGAUUCAAAGAAGCUGUACAGGGUAAAGAGUUAGAGAGAAUAUUUAUAGAAGAAGGGGUAAUUGAUGGAGAAGAAAGUGAGAAUGACAUCAAGCCAGACAUAGAUCCGGAGCAAAAAAUUCCAGAAUCAAAGGAACCAGAGAUUAUUGGUCAUAUGGAGGACUCUGGAGAACUAGUUGUGGUUGUCAAGGGCAAAGGACGCGGUCGGCCCAAAGGGCGCGUGCAGGCGCGGCAGUGGGCGUGCGCGCAGUGCGGCGCGGUGUUCUCGUGCGCGGGCCGCUACAUGGCGCACGUGGCGCAGCACGGGCCCGCGCGCUGCGGCUGCGGCCUGCGCUGCGACUCGCGCCUGCACCUGCACCACCACCAGCGCGCCACCGGACACUCCGCCGCCGACAACGCCGACACCGCCGACACCGCCGACACCGCCGCCGACACCGCCGACACCGCCGCCGCCACCGACCACACGCCCGCCGCUGCGGGUGAGAAUCUUCAAAAUGAAUCCAAAGGAGAAACAACUCCGCCUCAACAGACCACAGAUUCACCUGACCUGCCACCAAUUGACAAUGUCAUUGACAAUGUGAUGGCAAGCAAAAGUUUACCCGACCUGAACCCACUUUUACCAGAAAAUACUACAAAUACAUCCGAAGCAGUUGAAGUCGUUCCAGAGGACACUAAAAAAGACAUUGAAGCCAAUGAAAAUUCAAUUAUUCUUAAAGAAAUACCUCUCGACACUGAGGGCCCUGCAGAAGUUAUUGUGCCUGAUGUAAAGCCAAGGCUCAAGUGCAACCACUGUGACAAGACGUUUAGUACCAAACAGAGCAAGUCUGUACAUAUAAAGGCGGCGCACCAGGGCGAGCGGCCGCACGUGUGCGGCGAGUGCGGCGCCCGGUUCGCGUACCCGCGCUCGCUGGCGCUGCACGCCGUCUCGCACCGCCGCCCGCGCGCCGCGCGUGGCUUCGCCUGCGACCUCUGCGGCAAGGUACUGAACCACCCAUCGUCGGUGGUGUACCACAAGGAGGCGGAGCACGCGGGUCAGCGGUACGUGUGUAACAAGUGCGGCAAGUCGUUCAAGCACAAGCAGCUGCUGCAGCGGCACCAGCUCGUACACUCGCAGCUGCGACCCUUCACCUGCAAGACGUGUAAUGCAUCGUUCAAGACGAAAGCGAAUCUGAUCAAUCAUCAACUACUUCACUCCGGGAUCAAGAAAUUCGCUUGUGAAAUUUGCAAGCACCGUUUCGCGCAUAAAACUAGUCUCACGCUGCACAUGAGGUGGCAUACAGGCCAGAAGCCGUUCUCGUGCGGCGUGUGCGGCAAGAGCUUCAGCCAGAAGGGCAACCUGUCGGAGCACGCGCGCAUCCACACGGGCGAGAAGCCGUACGCCUGCGCGCUGUGCCCGCGCCGCUUCACCACCUCCUCGCAGCACCGCCUGCACGCGCGCCGCCACGCGCAGCAGCCGCAGCACGCGCAGCACCCGCAGCACCCGCAGCACGCGCAGCAGCCGCAGCGGGACGACCGCGUCACGCUCGCCUGCACGCACUGCCCCAAGCGAUUUGCGUCGCACACGGCACUGAUAGCGCACCAGCGGCGCGUGGCUGCCGCGGCGGCGGGCGCGGGAGCGGAGGCGGAGGCGGGCGCGGACGCGGGCGGGCAGCGGCAGCGGCACACGUGCGGCGAGUGCGGACGGUCGUUCGGUGAACGCUGGGCGCUGGUGAAGCACGCGCGCCGCCAUACCGGCGAGCGACCCUUCCGCUGUCCGCACUGCCCGCGAGCCUUCGCGGACUGCUCCAACCUCAACAAGCACAAGAAGCAAGUGCACAAACAAAUAAGUCUGCUGGUAAACGAUAAUAACCAACCGGAAGCGGUAGAGGCGGGGGCGGUGAUGAUGAUGGGUGGCGAGGUGGAGGAGGCGGCGGCGGGAGUGGUGCAGGAGGAGGGCGGCCAGGGGGAGGGGGAGUUACACGAGCGCGUCAUAUACGUGGCGUACGACGUGGACGAGCCGCAUUCACCCGCAUACCACAUAUUGGAUCCGGAGCAGGCGGCGACCCUGAACAACGGCAAGAUGUUGUCAACCUGCGAGCUGUACCCGGGCCCGUCGCUGCUGGUGCAGCACACAGAGCUGGAGGCGGAACCCGAGCUGCACGAGGAGGCUAGCCUCCAGCAGUACGAUCCCAAGUUGGACGAGCUCCCAUUGAAGGAUGAACAUAUUACAGUAACAGAUGAGCAAGGCAAUCCGCUCCACUUCACGAUGCAGGACGGCACGCAGCUCGCCAUCACCUCCGUGGACGGGAAAUCUUUGCAGGUUGUGACACAAGAUGGCCAGACUAUCCCCGUCGAGAUCAACGGAUACGACGAGGAAGAGGAAGAGGAGGCAGUAGAAGCACCCGAGAGGAUUGUUCACCAGUUGAGAAUCGACAACAGCGACGGUACCCCUGUCACACAUUACUUUGCCCUCGUCUAACCAAGUUUUUCUAGAAUAAUUCUAGAUUUCUAGUACACAGGUCUUACGGAGUUACAAUAUUUUAAAUAUUUUUUAAAACUGCGUUCAGCUUUUCUCGAUUAUUUUAUAUAUUAUUAUGCUACAGAAAUUAUAAAAACCGAUAUUGAUGAGUAUUUUAUCUUUUAAUCAAAAGGAUUAACUCCUAUGGUGAAUGUAUACUAUUUUUGUUAAAAUUCAAGUUUUUUUUUAUCAGCCUUAAGAAAAAGGUGAUUUUUAAUUGCAUUAUUUUAAUGGUCUGAUUUUAACAAUUUAAAAAAAAAUAAUGUCCAACUUUACAUUGUGAUUAAUUACUUGGCAUAUUUAAACAAUUACGGUGUUUUUUUUUAUCAAUAUGUGCGUAAAGUGAACCAAUAAUCAGUAAAUGGGUAUAUAAAGUAUAAAAAAAAAAACAAAACAUAUAUCGCAUACCUAGUAAAAUAUCGCUAUAGUUUAAAAUUGGUAAAAUGGGUUUUUGUAAUAAAUAUCUAGAGCAGAUUUAACGGCCUAGCUAAAAAACUUCAGCUCUAUCGGACACCAAGUCGAGACGUUACAUUAUUUAAGAUUUUGUUUUGUUAUCUCAGAUCUUGAUUUAAAAACUAAACUACUUAACCGUUUUCUAUAAAAUUUCUUUCAGAUAAAAAAGAAAAUAAUUUUUCCAAAUCUGUUUAUAUUAUUAUUAUUGUUGUUGCUUAGAUUUCUGUUUUGCACUAAUUAGUGCCCAUUCACUACUUCCUAUGCCAGUGUUAAGUUGAUUGGAAGAGAUCUCUUUUAGAGAUAUGUUCACCUUUGCUUACAUUGUUUCUAAUUGUUAUUACUGUAUAUUUUAGUGUAAUAAAAAAUAUAUAUAAAUGACGGAGUUCCGAGGUAAUAAAAUAAAAAUACAACCGAACUGAAAACCUUUUCCUUUUUUAAGUUGGUUAAAAAUAGAUUGCAAGUUUUAAAAAGGCUCACAUAUUAAAGUACAUACAUGGUAACCUUUGUACAAAAUUAUAGCUUGUAAAACACUUUAGGUUGUUCCUUCACUAACUCACUUCAUCAAUUUUGUGUUAAGUUGAUUUUUAACUAAGGAUGCGAUAUAUCGAAUCGCUUUGCAAAAUUGUCGCUUCAGUUACAUGUACGCGAUUUUAGAAAUAUAUAAAUUGAAUGGAUCUCUCAAUUACUUACAUUAUAAUACAGUGAUAUUUAAUAUAGAUAAUUAAGUAUUCAAUAUGUAAGUAGUUUAUCGAACAAAUUUAAUUGUAAUAUAAUUGAAUUAUAAUUGAUUGAAGAAUAAU
This is a messenger RNA of Galleria mellonella (greater wax moth), 4802 nucleotides long. RefSeq names its product zinc finger protein 835-like. The record is from RefSeq and is a predicted model, not a curated record. Lineage: Eukaryota; Metazoa; Arthropoda; Insecta; Lepidoptera; Pyralidae. Gene Ontology annotation, cellular component: nucleus. Gene Ontology annotation, biological process: negative regulation of transcription by RNA polymerase II; regulation of immune system process; regulation of cytokine production. Bases 853 to 3510 code for a protein of 885 amino acids. Gene Ontology annotation, molecular function: zinc ion binding. The transcript is spliced from 18 exons.